CCUUCCUUCCUUCCUUCCCUUUUUACCUCAUCAUCCCUCUAAAUUCGUUAGUAGAAGAUUUGCCCUGUUUCUUCUUUAAUUUGGUGAUCUGCUCUCUUUCUCUCUCUUUCUCUGUGAGCCAAUUGGGUUUUCUCCAGUAAAGCAAAAGAGUAGUAGUUAGUAUAGUAGUGGUUGGAGGAGGAGGAGAAUUCGUACUGGGGUUUUUAGAGAGAGUGAUUGAAUUUAGGGUUUUUUUUUUAAAAAAAAUUAACUUGUUUUAUGAAGAUGUACAGUUAGGUGAUGAUGUUAAUCGACUUUUGAAGGGUUUCGAUUUGAGUCGCCGUCUAUUGGGUUUCAUCAUUUUGAGUCGAUUUGACAUGGGUGGGUGUUUUCCGUGUUUUGGAUCAUUAUCAUCAUCAGCAGCAGCAGUAGCAGAUAAACAAGGAAAUGGCGUGAAGGCAGUUGGGAAGACGGCUACUGAUUCAUUGAAGGAAAGUUCAACUCCUCAUUCUCGUCCUGUUAGUCGAACCACUUCAGAAAAAUCUAGAUCUCGUAAUAGUUCUGAUUCUAAGAAAGAUCCCAAGAAGGAAGUAGUAGUAAUUCCAAAAGAAGGAGCCUCUGCACAUAUUGCAGCUCAGACCUUCGCAUUUCGAGAGCUUGCUGCUGCCACAAAGAACUUUAGGCCCGAGAGCCUUUUAGGAGAAGGUGGUUUUGGACGUGUUUAUAAGGGUCGUUUGGAGAGUACUGGACAAGUUGUUGCUGUGAAACAGCUUGAUAGAAAUGGUCUUCAAGGAAACAGAGAGUUUCUCGUGGAGGUUCUCAUGCUAAGCCUUUUGCAUCACGAGAAUCUAGUGAAUUUGAUAGGUUAUUGUGCUGAUGGAGACCAACGCCUCCUUGUUUACGAGUUUAUGCCACUUGGAUCAUUGGAGGAUCAUUUACAUGUUUCAGAUCUAGCACCAAAUAAAGAAGCUUUAGACUGGAAUACCCGAAUGAAAAUAGCAGCAGGAGCUGCGAAAGGAUUGGAGUAUUUACACGACAAGGCAAACCCACCAGUUAUAUAUAGAGAUUUGAAGUCAUCCAAUAUCCUUCUGGACGAGGGAUAUCACCCGAAGUUGUCUGAUUUCGGGCUUGCAAAACUUGGUCCAGUUGGUGAUAAGACUCACGUCUCCACUAGAGUGAUGGGAACUUACGGUUACUGUGCUCCUGAAUACGCCAUGACAGGACAACUCACACUUAAAUCUGAUGUCUAUAGUUUUGGAGUCGUCUUUCUUGAAAUUAUUACAGGACGAAAGGCGAUAGACAACACCCGACCCCAAGGAGAGCAUAAUCUCGUUGCUUGGGCGAGGCCACUUUUCAGAGACAGGAGGAAAUUUCCAAAAAUGGCGGAUCCCCUAUUGCAAGGGAGAUACCCGAUGAGAGGCCUUUAUCAAGCACUUGCGGUUGCAGCCAUGUGUCUGCAGGAACAGGCUGCGACCAGGCCUUUGAUAGGAGAUGUAGUAACUGCUUUGACAUACUUAGCCUCUCAAACGUUUGAUCCAAACGCGGUCUCGUCUCAUCAGAGCAAUAAUAAUAACAGGGUUGGUCCAUCUACACCUAGACAUAGGGAGAGGCAUAUGUCGGAUGGAGUGGAUGGAUCUCCUUCCAAUAAUUACAAGAACUCUCCUGAUUUUAGAAAACGAGAAUCAUUUGGUGCCUCGGAGUUAAGGAGGAUAGAUACUGGUGGGAGCGGGUCAGGAAGGAAAUGGAGUAAUGCAGAUGAAAUGGAGGACCUUCAGGAUUCUUCGAGAAUGAGAGACAGCCCUGCAAGUGCUGGGAGAGCGAGGAAUCAAAAUCAGCAGCAGCAGAGAGAUCUCGAUAGAGAAAGAGCAGUGGCGGAGGCCAAAGUGUGGGGGGAGAAUUGGAGGGAGAAGAAACGAGGGAAUAGUAUAAUGGGCAGCUUUGACAGCACAAAUGGAUGAUGAAAGGUUCGGAAUUGUCUCAGCUCUAUUGGUUUUGAUGUCUGUUGGUAUAUAUUAUAAUAGUCUCUUUUCUUAUGUAUGGAUUCCAAAAGAGAUGGUUUGGUUUUAUGUUUUCGGCUUAUUGUAUUUAUAAUACAAGAGGGUUUUUGGUU
Molecule: messenger RNA, 2089 nt
Organism: Impatiens glandulifera
Lineage: Eukaryota; Viridiplantae; Streptophyta; Magnoliopsida; Ericales; Balsaminaceae
Product: probable serine/threonine-protein kinase PBL7
Exons: 5
Coding region: 357-1937 (526 amino acids)
Biological process (GO): protein phosphorylation
Molecular function (GO): protein kinase activity; ATP binding
Source: RefSeq, a predicted model, not a curated record